Molecule: messenger RNA, 1342 nt
Organism: Drosophila hydei
Lineage: Eukaryota; Metazoa; Arthropoda; Insecta; Diptera; Drosophilidae
Product: axoneme-associated protein mst101(1)-like
Exons: 1
Coding region: 65-1099 (344 amino acids)
Source: RefSeq, a predicted model, not a curated record
GAAGUUAAGCUGACAUUUUCAAAACUUUAAAUUUUUAAAUUUUAUUAAAAUUUUUCAGUUUAACAUGAGUUUCUUAAGUCGUUUUGUUUGCGCUGUGCCGCGCCAAGCUAUUUUCAGAACUUUUUCUACUUUAACUGGUUCUUCCGGUUGCAAGUACCUACCAGAAUCCACUUUUAACACUAUUCAGAAGGUUUCGUUUUGUAAGAAAAGCGCCAAGGGUAAAGAUGGGGAUCUGAAGAAGAAGUGUGCAGAAGCUGCCAAAAAAGAGAAGGAAGCAGCUGAAAAGAAGAAGUGUGCAGAGGCCGCCAAAAAGGAGAAGGAAGCUGCUGAAAAGAAAAAGUGUGCAGAAGCUGCUAAGAAAGAGAAGGAAGCCGCUGAGAAGAAGAAAUGUGCAGAAGCUGCCAAAAAAGAGAAGGAGGCUGCUGAGAAGAAGAAAUGUGCAGAAGCUGCAAAAAAAGAGAAGGAGGCUGCUGAGAAGAAGAAAUGUGCAGAAGCUGCCAAAAAAGAGAAGGAAGCUGCUGAGAAGAAAAAAUGUGCAGAAGCUGCUCAAAAGAAAAAGUGUGCUGAAUUAGCUAAAAAAGAGCAGGAAGCUGCUGAAAAGAAAAAGUGUGCAGAAGCUGCUAAAAAGGAGAAGGAAGCUGCUGAAAAGAAAAAGUGUGAAGAGAGGGCUAAGAAAGAGAAGGAAGCCGCUGAAAAGAAAAAGUGUGAAGAGAGGGCUAAGAAAGAGAAGGAAGCCGCUGAAAAGAAAAAGUGUGAAGAGAGGGCUAAGAAAGAGAAGGAAGCCGCUGAGAAAAAAAAGUGUGCAGAAGCUGCUAAGAAAGAGAAGGAAGCCGCUGAGAAGAAAAAAUGUGCAGAAGCUGCUCAAAAGAAAAAGUGUGCUGAAUUAGCUAAAAAAGCAAAAGAAGCUGCUGAAAAGAAAAAGUGCGCAAAGAAAGCAGGUGAAAAAGGAAGUAAACAGAGUGGUAGUGAUAAGGGUAAAAAGAAUGGAAAGAAAAAUGAUAUGAAGAAUAAGUGUGCAAUGUUAGCUAAAAAAGCAAAGGAAGAAGCUCUUAAGAAAAAAUGUGCGGCUGCACAGAAAAAGUGUGAGCCAAAGAAGUAAGUCUGUCAAAGACUACUAAGCAACAUGAAAGAAAGACUUCAUUUCAACCAUAAGGGCUCAAAGACUCUGCCAAGGCCGCUAUCACCAAUGCGGCUAAAUAAAACAAAGAUGAGGCUCCUGAGGUACAAGGGACUGAAGUGUUGAAGUAGAUUAUGUAGGUUUUGCGUUUUCCAGAAGCUUUAGAUGGUCGAACUGCUCGAAGAUGGUAAAUUUGGAUAAGAUAUAAAUUUAAACGUUAUAAAC